UUGUCAAAUUUCGUGACUAUUUGCCUUUUGAGGUUAAAUGCUUAUUUAUUUUAUAAUUUAAAAUAAAUAAAAGUUAAAACGUACCAUGGCCGAAAGUGCUGGAAAUUGGUGUUUAAUUGAAAGCGAUCCAGGAGUUUUUACUGAAUUAAUUAGAGAAUUUGGUUGUAAAGGUGUACAAGUUGAGGAACUGUGGAGUUUAGAUGGGGAACAAUUUGAAAAUUUAAAGCCAAUCCAUGGUUUGAUUUUUCUUUUUAAAUGGACAAAGGAAGACGACCCAUCAGGAUCUUUAGUACAAGAUAGCAGACUGGAAAAAAUAUUUUUUGCAAGACAAGUAAUAGAAAAUGCGUGUGCUACUCAAGCUAUAUUGAGUAUUCUUUUAAAUUGCCGACAUACAGAUUUAAAGCUUGGCCAUACACUGACGGAACUCAAAGAUUUUUGUCAAGGAUUUGAUGCGAAUAUGAAGGGUCUGACUAUAAGUAAUUCGCCUGUUAUUCGAACAGUUCAUAAUUCUUUUGCAAGGCAACAACUGUUUGAAUUUGACCCGUCUAUGAGCAACAAAAACGAAGAUGUCUUUCAUUUCGUGGGUUACGUGCCAAUAGAUGGGAGGUUGUACGAACUGGACGGCUUAAAACAGGGCCCGAUCGAUUUGGGGGCUGUACCAGCCGACAUUGAUUGGACAGAUGUCGCACGACCUAUCAUAGAAAAACGUAUUCAAAGGUACAGCGAAGGUGAAAUUCAUUUUAAUCUCAUGGCAAUAGUAAGCGACAGGAAAAUGUUGUACGAAAGACAAAUAGAGGAGAUUCAAAAACAAAUCGAAGGUGCAGGAAUGGAAACUGAUUCGCAACAAGCAGAACUGACAAGAUUGCGUUUACUAAUUAACGAAGAGGAUAAUAAAAGACGUCAAUAUCAAACUGAAAAUAUAAGGCGAAAACACAAUUACUUACCUCUUAUCGUAGAGAUACUUAAAAUAUUAGCAAAGGAGGGAAAGCUCAUGCCUCUAUAUGAGCAGGCCAAGGAAAAAACAUUAAAGAAACAAAAAUCUAAAGUUACUGGUUAGGCUGUUUUUUUUUUCAAUAAAAGGUUUUUUACAAU
Anoplophora glabripennis (Asian longhorned beetle) is the source of this 1092-nucleotide messenger RNA. RefSeq names its product ubiquitin carboxyl-terminal hydrolase isozyme L5 (gene Uch-L5). Bases 86 to 1057 code for a protein of 323 amino acids. Gene Ontology annotation, molecular function: cysteine-type deubiquitinase activity. The transcript is spliced from 4 exons. Gene Ontology annotation, biological process: protein deubiquitination; ubiquitin-dependent protein catabolic process. The record is from RefSeq and is a predicted model, not a curated record. Gene Ontology annotation, cellular component: cytoplasm. NCBI's taxonomy places the organism in Eukaryota, Metazoa, Arthropoda, Insecta, Coleoptera, Cerambycidae.